Penicillium angulare is the source of this 1164-nucleotide messenger RNA. Its product is annotated as FTR1 family protein. Lineage: Eukaryota; Fungi; Ascomycota; Eurotiomycetes; Eurotiales; Aspergillaceae. The record is from RefSeq and is a predicted model, not a curated record. The transcript is spliced from 3 exons. Gene Ontology annotation, cellular component: plasma membrane; high-affinity iron permease complex. Gene Ontology annotation, molecular function: ferrous iron transmembrane transporter activity. Gene Ontology annotation, biological process: iron ion transmembrane transport. The coding region runs from base 1 to 1164 and encodes 387 amino acids.
AUGGGUAACAACCAAGUGUUUGCCGUGACGGUUUUCUUCAUUAUUUUCCGAGAAUGCCUUGAAACGACGGUGGUCGUUUCGGUUCUGCUGGCGUUUUUAAAGCAAACACUUGGUGAAGGCGAGGAUCGGACGAUAUACAAACGGCUGGUCAAACAAGUCUGGUGGGGAUGUGCUCUGGGUCUAUUUCUCUGUCUUGCGAUCGGCUGCGGCAUGAUCGGAGCAUUCUAUGGAUUAGGAACCGAUACCUUCUCCAGCACUGAGGACAUUUGGGAAGGCGUUCUGGGUAUUCUUGCUUCAUUGAUUAUUACAAUUAUGGGUGCUGCCCUGCUGCGCGUUUCCAAGCUCCAGGACAAAUGGCGCUUGAAGCUUUCUAAAGCUUUGGCGCAUGACCAAAAUCCCGAUGAAUCUCGGCAUGGUCGCAUGAAGCGAUGGAUGGAAAAAUACGUCAUGUUCUUCCUCCCUUUUAUCACGGUACUCCGUGAAGGCUUGGAGGCUGUGGUCUACGUUGGUGGUGUUGGUUUGGGACUUCCCGCGUCAUCCUUUCCCCUUGCUGUUGUCUGUGGUCUGGCAGCUGGAUUCCUCGUGGGUUAUCUGAUCUACAAGGGAGGACGCGAAACCUCCAUGCAGAUCUUCUUAAUCAUUUCAACCUGUUUCCUUUACCUUGUUGCCGCUGGACUAUUUUCUCGUGGUAUCUGGUAUUUUGAGAACAAUGCUUGGAACAAAAUUAUUGGUGGGGAUGCGUCUGAGACUGGCUCUGGCCCGGGAUCUUACAACAUCAAACAGAGUGUUUGGCAUGUCAACUGCUGUAAUCCCGAGCUUGGAGGCGGUGGUGGCUGGGGUAUCUUCAACGCCUUGCUGGGAUGGACAAACUCAGCCACCUAUGGUUCGGUCAUUGGCUAUAAUAUAUACUGGGUUGCCGUCAUGGUCGGCUAUGGGCUGAUGUUCUACCGAGAGCGCCGUGGCCCCAUUCCCUUCCUUGACCCGGCAAUGCAAAAGGUCGCUUCUGUCAAGGGACGAUCAAAAGCCUUUGUGCUUCGACGGCCUUACGAGGAACCUGAAGCUUUCCAUGAAGUCCAGGGUAGCGGUGGUGUGCAAGUACAAACUAGUACUGAUGAAAAGAAUGCAGGAGGUGUUUCAACUGUUGUUCAGCGCGCCGACUCUUGA